Molecule: messenger RNA, 717 nt
Organism: Fonsecaea erecta
Lineage: Eukaryota; Fungi; Ascomycota; Eurotiomycetes; Chaetothyriales; Herpotrichiellaceae
Exons: 2
Coding region: 1-717 (238 amino acids)
Source: RefSeq, a predicted model, not a curated record
AUGACGCCGUCAAAAAAGCGUUCCCGCACCGAGUCUAGCGCACAAGAUACUCCAUCCCGCAAGCGCCGCUCAGGGAAUCAUGCCUCGCCUGAACAGCCAGAAGGUCUCACGUCCGCACAUGAUACUCCAUCCCGCAACCUCCGCUCAGGGAAUCAUGGCUCACCUGGACAGCCGGAAGGCCUCACGCCCGCACACGAUACUCCAUCCCGCAGGCGCCGCUCAGGGAAUCAUGGCUCACCUGAACAGCCGGAAGGCCUCACGUCCGCACCCCACGAGUCGUUCGAAGUGUCGAUCACGGGGCAAUACACAUGGUGGCCGAUCGUGGAAAUCCUCAGUCACCGUUUUCAGGACAACAAGCAUCAGUAUCAGAUCGACUGGGAACCACAUCCCGUCACCGGGGAGACGUAUGUUCCAACUUGGCAGAACGAAGAUGACCUUAAAGAAGAGUCGCUCACGUCCUAUUGGAAAAGAAGGGACGCAGCCGAUGCACGAAAUCAAGUGAAAAGAGAGAGCUCACAGACUCAAAUGGACGAAAGCGACGACGAACCCAUCUACUUAGGGACAAGGGUAGUGGGUCCCAGGUCUCGUUCCUUCCAAGGCUCCUCAGCUCCGCCGGCACCACCCGGGGAAGAAGAGUCCACGGCCCAGCCAAUGUCCAGCCCAGAGCCUGAGGAAGCGUCCGAGCCUGAGGCAGAGUCAGAGCCCGACGAAGCGUAA